Molecule: messenger RNA, 876 nt
Organism: Durotheca rogersii
Lineage: Eukaryota; Fungi; Ascomycota; Sordariomycetes; Xylariales; Xylariaceae
Exons: 3
Coding region: 1-876 (291 amino acids)
Cellular component (GO): membrane; cytoplasm
Source: RefSeq, a predicted model, not a curated record
AUGUCGGUCAAGAUCGAGCGGGACACGAUUCGCCACGCCACCGAGGCCGUCGGUGGCAGCGGCGGCGGCACCGGCCACCUCGGGCUCAGGACCGUAGCUCGCGACCUGGUCCACGAUGUCGCUCACGAAACUCGCAUUCCCGGUACGAGUGGGAAGCAUCCCGUCGCAGAGGCCAUCGGGACCGCCGUGACUGGGGGCAGGCGGAAUGCCGGGACCAAAGGGUACCUGAUGGCCUACAUCAGCGAGCUGGAGAAGAACCCGCUGCGAACGAAGAUGCUCACGGCGGGAACUCUCGCUGGGUUGCAAGAACUGCUUGCCUCGUGGCUUGCCAAGGAUCGCAAUAAGCACGGAAACUAUUUCACCUCUCGAGUUCCAAAAAUGGCCACCUAUGGCGCCCUGGUCAGCGCGCCCCUAGGCCAUUUCCUGAUCUGGUGUCUUCAGAAGGCUUUCAAGGGCCGCACGAGUCUCCGCGCCAAGAUUCUCCAGAUCCUCAUUAGCAACCUGAUUGUCGCCCCCAUCCAAAAUGUCGUCUACCUUGUCGCUAUGGCUCUUAUUGCGGGCGCCCGAACUUAUCACCAGGUGCGCGCAACCGUGCGUGUGGGCUUCAUGAAGGUCAUGAAGGUUUCUUGGAUUUCCUCCCCGCUCUGCCUCGCUUUCGCCCAGGCUUUUCUUCCCGAGGCCGCUUGGGUGCCCUUCUUCAACGUCGUCGCUUUUAGCAUUGGUACCUACAUCAACACCAUGACCAAGAAGAAGCGACUUGCCGCCCUGCGCAAGAAGCACUUCGGCGAAGGCCGGGCGGGCUCCGCACCUGGCGGAAGGCCCGAGGACUACCCUCCUCCCCCUUCUUCGAUUGGGGGACCUAACCCGCCGUACUAA